This is a messenger RNA of Striga asiatica, 993 nucleotides long. The record is from the annotation of a GenBank genome assembly. NCBI's taxonomy places the organism in Eukaryota, Viridiplantae, Streptophyta, Magnoliopsida, Lamiales, Orobanchaceae.
AUGGAGAAGUCGAUGUUGAAGACGAACAGAAAAACACAAGUUCCUCUGCUCAUGACCUCGCACACCAGAGCCCACGACAAACAUUCUAUCUAUAGCCUCUCCGGCAACUGGUCUCGCACGGUCUCCAUCGCCAAUUUCUCAGGCAAGCGCGUGCUCGGCUCCAAUCACGGCUGGCUGGCCAUGGCCAACCCCCUCACCGACGAGUGCCUCCUCUGGAACCCAGAGCUCGCCAAGCAAAUCCCUCUUCCCCGACUCCGCGAGUCGUCUCACUACAACAGAUGCGUCCUCUCGAAACCCCAGACAGAGCCGGGCUGCCUUGCCGCCUUUGUCGGCUCGUGUGGCUUCAAUCUGUCCGUGUGCGUGGUCGGGGCCCACGAGUUCGCCAACCGGUCCCUAAUGUACUUCAAGACCACCUCCACAAUGGUGGCCAUCGGCGCUCUCCACGAACAAAUUUACGGUGUUGUCUACUCCAUGCUCGACGGCUAUCAGCUCGUGACCGUUGGUCUGGUCGACGGGCCAACCAUCACAAUCGUGCCGUUAAUGUCGGCCGACGGGUCGGGCCUCUGGAUACCGCCCCUAUUGGAACGGAGAUGGACUGGCCUGCGUCCCGGCUACCUGAUCGAGUCGCCAGCUGGCGCGGGCAAGCUCCUCCUUGUCAUGAAGGUGUUCUUAUUUGGCUACCAUGCGGAUAAGGAGAAUGAUGGCAUGGUGUUUCGUGUUUUCCGAGUAGAUGUGGAGCGGAGGGAGUGCGUGGAGCUCGACCAAAUAGAUGGGAUGGCGGUUUUCAUCGGCUCCUGCGGUAAUGGGUUCUGCCGUCGGUCGGGCUCUGGGGGAGGAAGCAAGCCCAAUUGCAUAUACUAUGCCAACAAAGAGGGCCGGCUGGUUUAUGUGUAUGAUUUGGGGGAUAGGAGCACAACUCCGCUCUUGCUCUGUCCCGAUGCAAACCCACGUGGGUCCACUAACUAUUGGAUCGACCUCCCGGACAGUCCCUGA